AUGGAGGACCAAGCACAAGAGUUAGGAGCCACCCGGCGUCUCCCUCGUCAGUAUCAGGCUGAGGUCCGUGAGGCUUCUGUUGAUGAGGCUAAGGAUGAUUACCCACAUGAAGAAAGAGACCGGCACCAAUCUGUAUCGUGGGGCUUUGGAGAUGAGCACGUUCAGCAAGCAGAAGAUCCACGGUGGAUGGCCGACUAUGUCACUGAGGAACCUAUCGAUCUUGUCGAAGAACAGAAACUCGAGCUGGAACGCACCAAGAACAGGCUUGUCGAUGCAGAACGUGCUCUUGUCGAAGAGCUGAAACCUCGGCUCGAAGACCCCAAGAAGGAGCUUGCUGAAGACGAACGUAUGCGCGAUAUGCAGACUGCUACUAACCUCAAGUACUACGCCAUUCCUGAUACCGAGCAGCGCAACAAUGAGCUUCAGUCAAACGAUCCAAGUCGUCAACAGCCUUCUCGAACACACAGUAUUGACAUAGUCGAGCAAGAAAUCAUCUACUUAUACGAUCAUCGACAUUUUCCUUCCAUUUUUCCGUUCGAGCAGUGUUUUUCCAAAGAGGCUACCAACAGGCUUUGGAUUGAGAUGUACACAAAUUCAGAUUUGAACCCACAGGACAGACAGAGCUACCUCGACAAACUAUCAGAUGGAGCAUAUUCAAUUCAGAGUCUUGACGGAGUUCCUAUUCUUCCAAGUGCCUGGAGAACUAUUGUCAAACCUAAUUCAAGAAUCAAGAUCGCGUUUGACAACCCUUCGCGAAGUUAUUCGCGGUCGCAGUCACGAUUCCAGCUACAAGAUGCCCGACAGUCUGGGCCUGGGGCAAACACUGCUAGAGAGAAUCUUGCAGUCAGCAUAGAGGUCCUGGAUUCGGUUCGACACUCGCUAGAAUCAGAAGAUAGCAUCAACACUGAAGACUACCAUGGCGAGGACACAUCUACCAGCAGCGAAGAGGAUACACCCCUGAAACCCCCCAGGUCACUGCGAUUGAAUCGGUAUAUAGUACCUCCAAAAGAUCGCGAGGGCAACAGACUAUCAUUUCAGGUGACAACCAAAAGCUCAAGCAGUAUCAUCACUCCCAGUGGAAUAUCAACAAGCGUGGAGAACAAGAAAGAUUUAAGAGCGAAGAAGCCGGAUCUGGGUGGCAAUAGCCUAGAGAUACGGAGGAUCACCAAAGCAAUGAUGAUGCAGUCUGACGACCAGAACAAGCUUACGCUUUACACCUUACCAAGCCUAGCAAAGUCUAGUUUACGAACAAGCGUGGUAACGACGUGGUACCACAUUCAUGGUAGCUAUCUCGACUUUGAUCGCUUCGAGAACGUCUGCCUUACUAUCCCACAUCUGUCUGACCGUUUACAAGCCCUCAUUUGCGAGAUGUUGACAAGGCUGCGAGAUGAUAAGAUCAAGCCUUUCGUAGGCGGCAAAUUCAUUGAACCCGGAACUGUUCUUCGGGCCGAUGGUUCUGAUCCAACAGACUCCCAGUCUGUGAUCUUCAGCUGUGUACCAUAUUUCAGCCUCCAACAAACGGUCAAACUAUCGCCUGGGCAAGGAGACCUUCUAUGCCCACCACGUACCUUGAUGCAGACUUUGUAUCCUUACGAAUCUGUUCGUGAGCGGGACGAGGAGCAAUCAUACAGGAAGUUUGGCAAUGAUCCUACCAAGAACAUCAUUCAUGUCCCGAGCCUUUGGGUCAUGAACAUCGGAUCUACUGCUAUUGUAACAUAUGGACACGAGUCUCUGUCCGUAGCGACGAGAGAUGCGAUUAGCAUUGUUGAAGAAGACAUUCGACAUCUGGGCAAGCAAGACGUUACCGAGAAUAUGCUGGCAAACAUCCACGUUACCAAUCUCGACGGCAGCACCUUCAUAUAUCCCAUCGGCACUUUCAGGUCCUACUUUCAGUUGGAGUCAAGAAUUGUGGAUCUCAACUCGGUUCUCCAAGGAGGCAAAGGGAUUCAAUUAACAGUCCAGAAUCUUGAUGAUGAUACAAUGGCUGGCCCUGGAAACUGGAAAAGCAUCGUCACUCGGGCAGCCCAUCUCGUCUCAAUCAACAUUAUUGUUUCAGAUGACCAAAAACUUCUUGCGCGAGAUGAGACAGCACCAAACUCAGAUCCAGUGGUAGUCGGCUCCCCCAUCUCCGUGCCGCCCUUCUUCCAUUGGAUGCAGUCGAAGAACAGUGACUUGUCUCAAAGAAGUGGAAGGUCUUUAGGCCCCGAUACCUCGGAGAAAGAUCGAUCGAUCGCUUGCUUGGAGUAUGUGGAGAAAGCCAUGACGUCGAGGUAUCUUCCCCACUCAGAAAAUCUGGUGGAGGAUGCUUUCACGUCAACCCUGUACUACCACUUCUUGCCCGAGACGGUAUAUAGUGGCGUCUCCACACGACUGUCUGAACUAAAAGAUCACAUCAAAAAAUCAGUACCAAUGGAUUCCGGCAAUAUAAAUCACAGAAUGAUUGUGAGCACUCAUUGGCGUGGAGUUUUGAAGCAAUCUAUCCAGUUUCUCGAAACCGUCUGGAAGACACUAAAACUUUUCGUCGACGACUUAGACAGCAGCAUCAUCCUUCGAAAGAUGUCGGGCGCGCUGCAAAAUAUCCACCAGCAAGUGAUGACCAUUGAGCAACGUGGGGCGCUCGAGCCCCAUUCCGAGGAAUAUACCAAUCCUAGGUGGGAACAUCCCGAUAUGAUGAAGCGUGCUUGGUCCAUUCGCACUUCCGCUUGGGAAGUUACGUCGUCACUCCCAGGCUCUAGGAAGAUACUGCAUAGAUCGAUUCUGCGUUGUAAAAGAUGCAGAAACCCGUUUCAAAGCUCGACGUCUGCAAUAACACAUCUCAGGCGGCAUGUAAACAAAUAUUCGACCGGAACUGAGCACUCUGGUGAUGUACCUUCCUUUGAAGAACUUCAAGACUGGAUAAUCAACUCCGUACAGUACCGGCGCGAACUUACGAAUGCUACCGCUCUAGUGAUACUCACUUAUGCUAGUGAGGAUGCUACAGAUCUUUUCGUUCGAGCCAGAGAGCUUGCCGAAGGUGUCCAGAAUGAAGACGGACAGAUGUCUCUACUAUAUACUCUACCUCGAGAACUCAUCAAAGCAUUCCAAAAGAUCGUAAUCUUCUACUUGGCGAUCGAGCGAGCUCUGCACGAGAAUGAAAAGGCGUAUGGGCAGGAUGUUCGAUACCAAGAUUCUCGUAGGCUCAUAACCGCCCCUUACUCAAGUAGAGAUACCAAAGUACUCAGGCGCUUUGGUGGGUAUGCGCGACGGUCGCUGUGCAAAGCUCGGGUUUUAUUGUGUGACAUGGCCGGAUCCAAGGCUCCACAGUGUGUUCCCAAGCAUCUUUCGUUGGGUCCGGAAUAUGUGUGUCUGUGGUUCAUCAGAAGGCUUCUGGUAACAUCUCUUGAGAAGUCCAAGACCAUCAGCGACAUGUACCAUAUUUACGUCUCCAAAGUUGAAUUUGAAAUCAACCAUCGACCAAGCAAGCGACUCCUUCGUGCCAUCAACUUGAUUCAAGAAGAGUUGCAAGUCUUGGAAUCAGUCAACACUUGGCAGGACAAUCUUUUGUUCAGCUACCUCGAAACACUCAAUAGCAUCACAUACGAGAGAUUGAUACCGUCGCGUGAAGCUAUGUAUCGCUACGAGUCAGUUCUGAUUAAAGCCUGUGGAGAACAUAUCUCGUUAGUUUGGGAAGACUACACCAACCUAAUUCGCCGUUGUCACCCACUCCCUGGUCGCACAAAACAAAUCCUGGAGAUUAACGAAGAAGAUCAUGGAAAAGCUAUCAUGGUCUUCACAGUGGUCACUGUCAUAUUCUUGCCCCUGUCAUUCGUCACAAGCUAUUUUGGUAUGAACGUCUCUGACAUCAGAGGCAUGGAAGAAACGCAGGCUGUGUUCUGGAGUGUCGCCAUACCGCUGACAUUUGUGACGGUGGGUUCUUGUUUACUGAUCGGAUACAACGGCGAUAGUAUACGAGACCUACUGUCAUCCAUGUAUCGACGAGUGAUGGGGACAAAGGAAGACGCUGUCGAAACCGCUGGUAUAACCGUUUCACAACGUCAGGGGCCCUCUAAAUCUCAAGGCAUUUCGUAUAGCGUGUUCGACUCGUUUGGCCUCGCCAACGAUGAACUCGCCAGUCCAGGACUUAGGCGAUAUCGAGUGAGACAUGAUCUCAGUACAGAUGACGAUGAUGGUUUUGAUGGGUGGUAUGAGCAACGCAACCAUAGAUUGCUUGAUCAGUACAACACGUCCGAAAACCUCCCCAACGCUACAGGAAAGGGACAGAAAUCUUACACUGAGCCAUUAUCUACAGCAUUACAAGCACAACAGCAAUCACUCUACCCGUACCAGUACCCAUCAGCUAGACCACGGGGGAAUAGCUACGAUAGAGUCCCAUACAAACAUCGUGAAAAGAUCGUGCGGAAUCGUUCAGUUAGUGGUCAAAUGCCAAUGGCAAACAGUCGCCAUGACGAUACGUAUCGAGAACGAGACUCUGUGAUGAGAUUCCCAUACCAUGGCAGUGGGAGUGUACCACACCUUGCGCCUCAACCGCUGCAUCCACAUAUGGAAACGCGUGAAAGAUUCGGUUUGAACGAUAUCCACGCGGCUCUUGAGCAUCUCCAAGAGAAGAGGGAUAUGAGACGACCGAUGAGACGUUCAAGUGGUACGCCUGUAAGGUACUCAGUGCCUUACUCUGACGAGUGGGAUAUUAGGAUACCUUUGGGUGGCCGCUCACAGCGGAGGAGACACUUCGACGUUCACGAGUAUGAAACGUCUACGCAUCGUGGUAAUGUGCAACAGAGAUACGUAGCCGACAGGUCGCCGGAUCGAAUUCAUAUUAACAGGGAUGAGCCUGUGCGCCAGAGACACUACAGAGAUGGGCAUGGGGCUCGUGGUAAGUAUCCUAGUCCUGAUUUGGAUUACGAUCGAUAUUAG
Molecule: messenger RNA, 4911 nt
Organism: Alternaria arborescens
Lineage: Eukaryota; Fungi; Ascomycota; Dothideomycetes; Pleosporales; Pleosporaceae
Exons: 3
Coding region: 1-4911 (1636 amino acids)
Biological process (GO): transmembrane transport; metal ion transport
Cellular component (GO): membrane
Molecular function (GO): cobalt ion binding; cobalt ion transmembrane transporter activity; magnesium ion transmembrane transporter activity
Source: RefSeq, a predicted model, not a curated record